This is a messenger RNA of Metschnikowia bicuspidata var. bicuspidata NRRL YB-4993, 669 nucleotides long. RefSeq names its product Gir2p (gene GIR2). The annotation marks the transcript as partial. NCBI's taxonomy places the organism in Eukaryota, Fungi, Ascomycota, Pichiomycetes, Serinales, Metschnikowiaceae. The record is from RefSeq and is a predicted model, not a curated record. The transcript has a single exon. Gene Ontology annotation, molecular function: protein binding. Gene Ontology annotation, biological process: cytoplasmic translation.
AUGGACCCUCACGAAGAACAGGAGCAGGAAAUCGAGGUGCUUCGGUCCAUCUACCCGGACGAGCUCACGGUUUUAUCUCCCACGCAUUUCACCAUCUACUUGAAUCUAGAAACUUCUUCGGACAGAAAACACGCGCUUUUACUCGACGUGAAAUACCCCCCAUCAUAUCCCGAAGUGGCGCCGGGUCUAGAUAUCCGGACUGUGCAGGUCGAAGACGACUCGGCGGAUUAUGAAGAUCUGGACGACGACGACAAUGAUGCCCCCGAGCAGUAUGUGAGUUUGGCAGAAGGCGUCGAAUUCGAGCGCCCGGACUUGGCCGAGUUGCUGGACAAAAUCAACGAGGAGGCCGAGAUGAAUAUUGGCAUCCCGUCCAUUUUCGCCGUUGCCGCCAUUUUGAAAGACGAGGCCGAGCUUUUGUUCCAGCGAAAAGUGGACCAAGCCCAGAAGGAGUAUGAUGAUGAGCUUUUGGCCCGAGAGGCCGUGGAGCAAAAAAAAUUCAACGGUACUAAAGUGACCCAGGAGUCUUUUACGCAAUGGAGAAACGAGUUCCGUGCCGAGAUGAAGGUCGAGGCCAGAGACAAGGAGAGGUUUGACAGGAUGCACAACGGCAAAAUGACCGGGAGAGAGAUUUUCGAGAAGGGCCUCGCGGGAGAAUUCGACGACGAGCUU